AUGUGGAUUCCUUCCUGGCUCAACUGGUACAAAAAGCCCGAGUACCGCGACAUCAAGGAGUACUCCAAUGCCGUCGUCUCGGGCAAGCGGCCACUGAGUCCCGAUGGCCGCGCUCGCACACACAUUCCCGCCCGCCUGCGCCUCGAGCGUGUGCUGGAGAACAAGACUUGCAGCCCCAUGUCUCUCUACGACUUCUACAUGUAUCUCAAGUACAUCGAGUUCUCGCCCGAGAACCUCGAGUUCUACAUCUGGUACCGCAACUACGAGGACAACUACAAGCGCGCCCUGGCCGCCGAAAAGGACUCGUCGUCCCUCCACAGCGAGACCGAGAGCACCACCACCCUCACCAAGAAGGACGACGCCACCGUCACCUCCACCGCCGCAACCACUGCUGCUGCCACCCCCACCGAGACCUACUCGUCCGACCCGGAAAUCGCAGAGACCCUCGCCCGCAUCACCGAGAUGAUCAGCACCCAGGCCAUGUGCGCCGGCGACACCUGCCGGCCCACCUUUGAGCUGCCCAAGGCCCCCGUCCCGCCCGUGCCCCAGCCCGCCGGCUUCAAGCGCGUCGCCUCCAGCACGCUGAACCCCGUCGACGCCAGCGCCGGCCGCCGCGCCGAGCUCAACGCCGUCAUCAAGACCUUCCUCCGGCCCGGCGCCGAAAAGGAACUCAACAUCCCGGCGCCCCUGCGCGACGCCGCCCUCGCCGAGCUGGCCCACUCCUCCGACCCGGCCCACCUCAAGCCCAUUGCCGACCACGUCUACCUGCUGCUGCGCAACUGCUCCCACCGCAACUUUGUGCGCCUCGGCGUCUCCAACGGCACCUUUGAGACGCUCUGCGUCGCCACCACGCUCGGCAUCGUCCUCACCGUCGCCGGCGUCCUCUGCGUGCUGCUGCGCGCCUUCACGCCGCACGUCGGCGCCCACUCCCGCUUCGACGUCUUUGCCGCCUGGCCCAUGUGGUGGCUCGGCCUCAGCCUCAUCCUCAGCGGCCUGCGCGGCUCCUGCUUCUUCCUGCUGCUCUUCACCCGCCGCCAGCCCCUGCCCUGGGAGCGCUUCGACGACAGCGCCAGCGUCGUGUCCCAGCGCUUCAGCAUCGUGCGCGCCCUCUCGCGCCUCAUGAUCUUUGACCGCAAGUUGCGCGUCAAGGACACCCACCUGCGCCGCCUGCAGCACCGCAUCGUCAUCCAGAGCCUCGUCUUUGGCGCCUUUUUCUCCUGCGUCGGCGUCUGCAUCUUCAUCUUCCUGCCCAUCUGGAAGGAGACGCGGCACUGA
This is a messenger RNA of Sporothrix brasiliensis 5110, 1275 nucleotides long. RefSeq lists its product as uncharacterized. Lineage: Eukaryota; Fungi; Ascomycota; Sordariomycetes; Ophiostomatales; Ophiostomataceae. The transcript is spliced from 2 exons. Bases 1 to 1275 code for a protein of 424 amino acids. The record is from RefSeq and is a predicted model, not a curated record.